UCCUUAUUACAGGCUGUGUUUAAAAAUCUUCAUAGCUUUGUCCACUUUUUAGGGUUCAGAUUAAUGACCUGUCUAGCAGGCCUACAGAUAAAGUGCUAUUAUGCCCAGAACCCAACCUAGGCUGAGUUUUCUCCUCUCUUGGGUGGUAGAGAUCCAAAGGUCACUUGUGUAAUGUAUGUGCCUCACACCCAUUUCCCUGCAUGCGUUAGCGCUAGGCUACCCCAGCCCACAUUGCCAGAACCUUGGAUGGAUGGGGUAAAUUGCAGGGGGUGAUUUGGCCUUUGGGACCUGUAAAAGAUAACCUGAUUUACUUUUGUAUAUUGAGUUCAAACAACUACCUUACUAAUGAACUGUGAGUUUUCUGUCUACUUGUAAUGGAGGUUCUUCAUUGCACGAUCCUUCGUCUUUCCAUGGCCUUACACGCAGUUUAGCCUAGCCAGAUUUAGUUAGCAGAAUCAGAACAAAGUACCAAAUAAAACACCUUUCAUUCAUAGUAAGAAGGAGGGAUAUAGGUCAACCUAGCUGUGAUACAUGGCAGCGAAUGUUUUAAAGCGCAGAACCUUUAUUCCUCCCCUAAAUUUUGUCUCAAGGUCCUAAGAUAUCUUUUUUUAAGGUUGUCAUUUGUCACCAAAGAUUACAGUAGCUGACCCUCUGGAUGGGAAUUAUUCCCGUCAGGGUUGGGGCCCAUUACUAAGCACAUUCUGGGGGCAGGGCAAGGUGGGCUCUGCCAGCAGUGAGGUCAACCUUGGAGCGAGCUAGGGGCGGGGCCGCCUUGCCCCCACCUUCAGCUGUUUGGGGGCGGGGCCAUCAUGCAGCGAGCCUCAGGGGGCAGAGCGGUCUGGGCCGCAGGGGGCGGGGCGGCCUGGGCGUCCCGUGGCCAUAGCUUGUGCGCAUGGGCAGUUGCCAUCCAACCACUUUAACUGCCACUUCAACUUCCGCCGGCAUUGAGCGAGUGGAGGAGGUAGUGGGCUGCGCGCUGCCCAAGGCCGACAUGUCUGAAGGAAAGGGCUCCCUGGCCGGAGGCGAAGAGAAGCGGCAGGAGCCAGUUCUGAUGGUCACCUGUAGCGAGUGUGAGGUGAAGCCGGUGGAGGAGGAGGAGGAGCCAGUGAGGGUGGACAUGAUGGGACCCGAUGCCUACUCGGACGACCUGAGCUCAGGGGACCCCGACAUAGACCCGGAGCUCCUGGUGGGCACAGAGGACGAGGGGAAGUGUCGCAGUAUCCGCAAGCAGUACCGGCAGCUCAUCUACAGCGUCCAGCAGAACCGGGAGGACAUCGUGAACACGGCCAGCAACUCGCUGACCGAGGCCCUGGAGGAGGCCAACGUCCUGUUUGACGCAGUGAGCCGGACCAGAGAAGCUGCCCUUGAUGCGCAGUUCCUUGUCCUGGCGUCUGAUUUGGGCAAGGAGAAGGCAAAGCAGUUGAAUUCCGGCAUGAGCUAUUUCAACCAGGUCGCGUUUUGUGACUUUCUGUUUAUCUUUGUGGGCCUGAACUGGAUGGAAGACGAGUACGAUGAACUGAGCGGCUGUGAUGACAUCAUCGUCCUGUCCUUCUGGGACGCAGUGCAAAAGGAAGCUACGUCCUGGAUCCUGCAUGCCGAAGCAUUUCACUUUAUUUUCGGCUCAUUCAAGCCAGAGCCUUCUGCGCGAAAGCCCCGCCUUGAACAUCACAAAAAAGUGCGCAAAAUCGAAGGCAGCGGGGCUAUGCCUACCAAGCUGAGGAAGUUGGACCUAAGUCCCAAUCAAGAGGCAACAGAAAAAGAAGUAGAGAGAAUCUUGGGAUUAUUGCAGACCUACUUUCGAAAAUACCCGGAUACUCCUGUGUCCUAUUUUGAGUUUGUGAUUGAUCCACACUCAUUCUCUCGGACUGUGGAGAAUAUAUUCUAUGUCUCUUUUAUCAUCAGGGAUGGUUUUGCAAGAAUAAGGCUUGACCAAGACAGGCUGCCAAUAUUAGAGCCAAUUAAUAUUAGCCAAAUGGAUGAAGGAAAUGAUCCCGGUUUCUAUGGCAGGAAACAGGGGGUUAUAUCUUUGAGUUUACAGGACUGGAAAAACAUUGUGGCAACUUUUGAAAUUUCAGAGGCUAUGAUCAAAAAUUCAUACUAAAGGUUUUUUUGUUUAUGGUAUAUUUGUUGUUUUUCUGAAAUAUCUCAAAAUAGCAAAAUCUAACAAGUACCCACUGUACUGUAUCUCGUACUUUCAAGAACAUCAGAAAUUGUCUUAUUGUGCAGUAUAUUUUUCUUGGUAAUUUAUAAGG
Molecule: messenger RNA, 2252 nt
Organism: Castor canadensis (American beaver)
Lineage: Eukaryota; Metazoa; Chordata; Mammalia; Rodentia; Castoridae
Source: RefSeq, a predicted model, not a curated record